CUGAUAGCGUGUUACAGGUGGGUUUCCAGCUGUGCGGCUGUUGUGUGGUGAAAAGCGUGGAUACAGCAGCGGCUCUGAGUCACUAGUCACGAGGGUGAGGGCGUGGUUACCUCACCCCAAUCUAACUUCAUUGUACUCUCAUUACUUUCCUUCUUCUGCUCGGACUGGAGGACAUACGGACUUUCAACACGACGAGAGAAGCGCAAGGACUCAAGACCACCAGUCUCGACCCCUCUGCACUCUGGACUCUGAGUCGGGUUAAAGUUCCUGGUCGGUCAUGGCUCGUAAGGAAACAUGGUUAAGCAGAGUGCGGGAGUUGUGAGAAGUCAGGAAUGCUUCCUCCUGCCGGGCCGGUCUGUCUGUGGGACUGGGAGUGGAUUUCACCGCCCUGUUCGCUGCUCGUCCAAACCUGACUCAUGGAUGAUGGAGCGGCCAGCAGCCAAACACGAGCUGAGCUCAGUCCAGCGCUGAGGAAAGCGGGCGAGUUCAGAGUGUACAGAAGAAGAUGGUUCGUCCUGUGUGUGCUCUGCCUACUGAACUGCUCCAAUUCAGUGCAAUGGCUGACCUUUGCUCCUGUGGCGGAUCAAACAGCAGAGGACCUGCAAGUGUCUCUGGACGAGGUCAACUGGCUCUCUGUCGUCUACAUGGUGGUGGCCAUCCCUCUCAGCUUCAUCACCACAUGGAUGCUGGAUACACUGGGACUCCGGCUAACUAUGAUCCUGGGCUCCUGGCUCAACAUGGCUGGCAGUAUACUGCGGGUGGUGGGAGUGCUCACAUGUGUCCCGGAGUGGGCCAUGUUCCCCAUGGUGAUGGCAGGGCAGUCUCUGUGUGCUCUGGCCCAGCCUCUGGUCAUCUUCUCCCCCACCAAACUGGCAGCGCUCUGGUUUCCUGAGCACCAGCGCGCUACAGCUAACAUGAUCGCCUCAAUGUCAAAUCCCCUUGGACUGCUGUUUGCUAAUGUCUUCUCUCCUAUGAUCAUUAGCAACACCAACAGUCUUCUUACACUGCUCAUCAUAUACGCUAUACCUGCCGCCGUAGUCUGUUUCCUAGCAACAGUGGGGAUCCGGGAGGGUGUUCCCCCAACGCCCCCUUCUGCCAGUGCAGAGACCUCCAGCUCCGAACCUUUCUUACAGGGCAUUAAACUGCUGAUGAAGAAUAAGGCCUAUCUAACCCUGCUGGUGUCUUUCGGCUCAGGCAUCGCCAUCUUCACCUGUUUCUCCACACUCCUGGAGCAGAUGCUCUGUGUCAAAGGCUACUCGAGCGAUUUCGCCGGACUGUGUGGAGCUCUCUUCAUCGUGUUCGGGGUGAUCGGUGCUGGCCUUCUUGGCCUUUUUGUGGACAAGACAAAGAAGUUCACAGAGGCCACCAAAAUAAACAUGUGCCUCACCUCUCUGGCCUGCACUGCGUUUGCAGUGGUUUCUCAGAUGAGGGAGCAGAAAGCUGUAGUCGGUGCAGUUUGUGCUCUCUUUGGCUUAUUUGGAUUCGCCGUCUAUCCGGUUGCCAUGGAGUUGUCGGUAGAAUGCUCCUAUCCAGUCGGAGAGGCAACAUCAGCUGGUCUGAUCUUUAUUUCAGGGCAGAUCCAGUCCAUCAUCUACAUUGUGCUGCUGCAAGCUCUGACAAAGAAGCUGGCCGACUCACCGAUCUCAUUGUGUGCUGCUGGUGGUGAUGCCAACUUAAGCUGGAAGGUGCCGGUGCUGGUGAUGGCAGGCCUGUGUUGUGUGGGUUCCUGCUGCUUCGUGAUCUUCUUCCGCACAGAGUACCGACGACUCCGCGCAGAGGCUGACGCAGCCGCAGACGCCUCAGCACAGACAGAGUCAGAGCGCACACUGAGACGAGACACAGACGCUGCAAACGCAUAGAAACUUGACCUCUGACACAAAGCCACUGGACACACAGCAAUACAGACCUCUGAGUCACUGUGUACUGUAAUGAUGCUUUUUGAAAAAUGAUUAUGUCCCUGCUUGGCAUUUAAAACAUGCACUAGUAUCAUGUUUACAGCCUUUUCAGGUUUUCUUUUGUAUGUUAUGUUCUUAUUUAAUUUAGUUACUCGGUUACUAAUUAUUUAGUUACUACAAACGAAAGCCUCAGCAUUCCAAGAAAUAUUUUAAUGCGCCGUAAAUCUUUAUAACAUUUUUUAAUUUAUAAUAUUUCAAAUAACUUGUCUUCUAAGUGAUUUAAAUAAUAAUUGGAAAAUACUGAUUUUGAACCAGCCACGCUAAGCUUUUAACAGUAAUGCCAUUUACACACUAGCAUUUUUGUGAGAUGAUGUACGUUAUGGUACAUUAUCAAUAGUUAUAUAUGCUGCUUCUUUCUUCAACCCUUCCACAGGCAGCGCUACCCAUGUCCUUAAACUAAUUUACGAUCCUGGUACAUGUUGGUACUGUAUCAGCAACAUGCAGAAUAAAAACUACGGGCACAUUUAGGCUAAGUUUCAAAUGUGUAACAAUGGUAAAGCUGGAUUACUGGCUGUGAAAGAAUAUUUCAUAUAUAUAAAAUAUAUAUAAAUAUAAUAUAUAUAAAAGAGUAAUUGUGAUAUCCACUUAGUCAUUUAAUUAUGCACUAACUAUUCUCUUUAAGACACACUAGUUCUGCAUCUAAUCAUUCCUUCUAUUUAUAAGAAUAUGCAACAAAUGUGGUACUUGUACAAUAAAUCAACGAAAGAGUUCGGUUCAGAAUUUGAUCAUACAGAUUUGUUUUUAGAACAACUAACUUCAUUAAAAAUAAGUUAGCUGUCACAGUA
Colossoma macropomum (tambaqui) is the source of this 2740-nucleotide messenger RNA. RefSeq names its product solute carrier family 49 member 3 (gene slc49a3). Gene Ontology annotation, molecular function: transmembrane transporter activity. Gene Ontology annotation, biological process: transmembrane transport. The record is from RefSeq and is a predicted model, not a curated record. NCBI's taxonomy places the organism in Eukaryota, Metazoa, Chordata, Actinopteri, Characiformes, Serrasalmidae. Bases 417 to 1859 code for a protein of 480 amino acids. Gene Ontology annotation, cellular component: membrane. The transcript has 10 exons.